UAAACACCUCUUCACCAGGUUCUCCAGCAGAAGUUGAAGGUUCAUACUUCACACUAUCUUUGAACGUCGAAGACAACCUCCCCUAUCAACUACAAUCUCAUCAAUGAAACGUCUAAUAACACCCACUGAGAGACAAUACAUUACAUACAUGUAUGUUGACAAAUGCUUACUUCUCAUCGAAUACUAACAGUUUGAAAACAAAAAUUCAUCAGCUGAACUGCCAUGUCCAGCUUUGGAUUGCAGUUUCUUCUCUUUUUCUUGAUAACCCAUAAAAUAUUAAAUACAUAAACGAAUUAUGAAUUCUACUUGUAACAUUUGAUAAAUGUUUCAAUAAAAUAUCGUUAUUUAACUCGCAUAACUUGAUCAAAGUCGACGUACAGAUUUUAUACGAGAAGGUUAAAAUGUUUCGCUUACAAAAUGAGACGAAAUCUACGUUAUUGUCUGGAGACCAUGCCAUUACACAGAUUUUUACAUUCGAGGCGGCAAUGCACUGGGCUCUGGAGGGACGUCAUGUUCUCUAUAUAACACCGACCCCCCUCGACUCGAUCCCAGCGAAAUAUCAUGACAGAAGUGCCCUGGAGGUGGACUCAUUUCGCAUGGUUAAAUUUAUGUAUCUGAAAGAUUAUGAAGCACUGAUUGAGCUCCUGGUGGACCUUCAUUCCCAUCACACGCGUCCAGGAGUUCUUUUGAUUGAUCAACUGGACACCUAUAUCAAUCACCCAAAUGUAACAGAACAACUAGCAAAUAUUCAUAUUGCAAAAUUAUGUGCAAUCCUUCACGAUACAAUGAAUGCCUGCUCCAAUGUCUCCAGAAGCCAUUCAAAAUUUCAUCUUAUGGCGUCAGUUAGCCCCCAGAACUUUGAAAAAUCAUUCUAUCAUUUGUAUUUUUAUCAAAUUUGGAGUUUAGAAAAAGAGAAUAAUAAAUCAUUUUGCUUAAUGCGUUUAAAAAAUUCUUCGGAGUCUCGAGAAGCCUUUAAAUACCAGAAACUCAAUGAUGGAACUUUAAUUCUGGUGAAAAUACUUGAAAAUAUGGAAAAUAUGUGAAUAUAUCAUCAUCAAUUCUUUACCUGUAAAUACUUCAUGAAUUAAUAUGUAAUUAUUUAUAAAUAAACUUCAUAAGAAAUAUCUGUUGUUGGUAUUAUUAAUUGUACAUUUAUUAAAGUAGUUCGAAUAGUCAUUAGUGUAAAAGUAAACCAGUAAAUAGUUUUUAAGGGGUUUAAACAUAAACCUAAUAUCUAUAAAAAAAUCAUUCCAUAAUUUUUUGGGUAUUUCUUGAAUUUUUCUUUUAUUGUUUUAAUGAAAAGUGUGUUGACAUUUUAUUUAACACUGGACCUUCCUCCUGAACGAGCAUCCUUCGGUGAGACGAGCUUUGCCUCCUGUUGGAGUGCAAAGAAUUGUGCGGCAACCGUCGCACUCGACGGGCCUCUGGGCAUGCGAGAAGAUGGUCUUAAUUGCAUAACAUCCUGGGCAUU
Diachasmimorpha longicaudata is the source of this 1471-nucleotide messenger RNA. RefSeq lists its product as uncharacterized. The transcript has 4 exons. The coding region runs from base 402 to 1043 and encodes 213 amino acids. NCBI's taxonomy places the organism in Eukaryota, Metazoa, Arthropoda, Insecta, Hymenoptera, Braconidae. Gene Ontology annotation, biological process: double-strand break repair via homologous recombination. The record is from RefSeq and is a predicted model, not a curated record. Gene Ontology annotation, cellular component: Shu complex. Gene Ontology annotation, molecular function: single-stranded DNA binding.